AUGCCAGGAUCUACUUCCAAUCACCCAACCACCAACCUCCCUCAAUUCUCCAUGCCUGAGUGCAUUGAGAAAGGCAGAUAUGACGAGAAAGGCGCACCAAAAGGAGUGCUCAUGGCCGAAUGCUUAAUCGUGUCUCAUAUCUUGCAUGUAAAAGCGGAACACGCCACAGACAACACGUCAUCAGUCGCUGUCAUCGCCGACGAUCUUCGUCGCUUGACCCUUGAUACAGAUGUACCAGUCAAUAUUUCUCCGAGCUUGACAGUUUGUACUGUCGAGCUCAAACCUGACACAGUACCUGUCUUGAAAAAGGGAUGCAAUCGACGCACCGCGAAGGCAUUGGUUGUCCUUGACAACAUCGAGUCUCGGAUCCAGCAAUGCUUUCACUUGUUGCUGCAUUCUUGUAGCAUUGAUCACGUUGGUCGCGAACUACAUUUACUUCGUAAAGCCAUGCAAAAUGUCAUUCGGCAGACCGAUAUUGUAAUUGCACGAAAGAAGGCGAUCGAAUCGCAGAUAGACAUAUUGGCAACCCAGUGCAGCAGUCAUGAGCCAUCCGAUGAUACACCCAUCGAGAUCAAUAUCGAUACCCUUCCGCAAGAUCCAGUGAACGAGUUAGAUGAAAUCACUCAAAUUGUUCUCUUCCUUGGCGUUGCAUGCAGAGUUAUCAUAGGGAUAACAGCCUCAACCCCUCCCACACAAAUAUAA
Suillus plorans is the source of this 702-nucleotide messenger RNA. RefSeq lists its product as uncharacterized. Lineage: Eukaryota; Fungi; Basidiomycota; Agaricomycetes; Boletales; Suillaceae. The coding region runs from base 1 to 702 and encodes 233 amino acids. The transcript is spliced from 5 exons. The record is from RefSeq and is a predicted model, not a curated record.